This is a messenger RNA of Umbelopsis ramanniana AG, 1536 nucleotides long. RefSeq lists its product as uncharacterized. The transcript has a single exon. Bases 62 to 1357 code for a protein of 431 amino acids. NCBI's taxonomy places the organism in Eukaryota, Fungi, Mucoromycota, Umbelopsidomycetes, Umbelopsidales, Umbelopsidaceae. The record is from RefSeq and is a predicted model, not a curated record.
AUUUGCCCACCAAGCAUCAAACUUUCCUCCAUUUCUUUUUUCAAUUCCUCUUUAUCUUUCAAUGGCAGCAUUAACAUCUGGAGAUCAAACGUCCUUCUUGAGUUUAACCAUCGGUGAUAUAUCAUUGUCGGGCUUCAUGGAUGAGCCAGUCGACAACACCUAUGGAUACGUUCACCAGUCUAGUAAUUUGCCUAAACCACCAACCAAUCUCACCAAUUCCAUUGGAGAAAUGCUAUGGAUACAUGGACGCACUUAUAGCGAUGUUCAAAUUUCAUUACGUAAAAGUCAAGAAUUGUUGAAAGACACCGCUAUCCCUGAGAGCUUGCAGCUGCAUUCCAUGGUCUUGUACCAAUCCAAUUACUUUAAGAAACUAUUGGCAACACCUUCUAGCAUGAAGAACUUGGUCUUGGGCCCUCGCAAGACAAAGGAAGAUUUGAUUCAUCUCUACACCGCUAUCAAAUUGAUGUACACUAAAGGGUGGCAGCAGGAGCUCAAUAUGGAAAACGCGCAGGGUAUCCUGUCGGCAUGUCUUGAAUUGGAAUACGAAGAGGGCAUUCGUUCCGUUAACGAAUGGCUCUCAUUUGCAUCAAGAAAACCUCUGCAAGUCCCAUGUGAUAAAUCGCAUGAAAAUGCUUCAAUGGACAGUGGCGUCUCUGACAUUAGCUCAGCUAAAAGCUCACCCAGCUUACGUACUAUUAGUGUACCCAUCCCUCCCCAACAUGCUAGAAAAUCAUCGGCUCCGCUGGUCCCCAUGAACCCACAAGAAUUGUACCGACAACUUACCUCCGCAACUGCCCCUGCAGAAACCAAAAUAGCGACUAUGCAGCAUCACAUUAACACCUUUGAGCGCGUCUCUCACUCCAAUCUCCAUCAAUGUCUCCAACGUCACUUUGACACGUGUUUCCCGUUUGAUGCCAAUCUGUACUGCGCCACGAUGGAUUCUAUUUUAACAUUGCGCCAGCAACAGCACUUGUCUUCAUCUGAGGCUGCGAAAAGUGUCAUAAGAUUGAUGGGAGUCAUGCGUAAUGACCAGGCACACGAGGCUCAAUCUCAUUCUCCCAUUGUGGAAGCCAUGCAAUCUCAGGCACCUAUUCAUAUUUCUGUUCACCCUCCUGUCGUACCAGUUGCUAUGGACGUCAUAUUGAUCGAGAUCAUGUCUCAUUUGGAGCCUAACGAUCGUGCCGAAGUUGCAAAUUUUCUGUCUGGCCAAUCUGUUAAGCGCAACAUUAAACAUUUGCGCCAAAUUAAAGGCGAUGAAGGUAUUGACUGGGAAGAGAUUGAACGCGAACGAAGUGAAAAGCACACUGCAUGGGUCAUUAGCGACGAGUUACACCAUUACAUCUCACAAUUUCUUUAAAAGAAUUUUUUUGACAAGAUUGUCUUUUGAUUAUACCCCUUCCCUUAUUCAACCCCAACAUUCACAACAUAUACUCAUAUAAUAGGCACUUCCAUUUGUACAGUUCAUGUUUGCCUGACAUUAGCAAAAGAUUUUUUUCUACAUUAAAGUCGAAUUUUAUAUUAUAUUAUAUUCCGUCA